Molecule: messenger RNA, 1311 nt
Organism: Acanthosepion pharaonis
Lineage: Eukaryota; Metazoa; Mollusca; Cephalopoda; Sepiida; Sepiidae
Source: the annotation of a GenBank genome assembly
AUGCAAGCUUCAACUCCAGUCCAGCCACGGCGAAGUUCCACUCGCUCAAUCAAGCGUAAGAAGUUUGAUGAUGAACUUGUUGAGAGUAGCUUAGUCAAGUCUGACCGUGGAAGAUUAAAGGCACUUCCUGUAGCCGAAAAGUCUGAUGCUACUAGCAGCCAGGACUCUGUGGCUGCCCAGGUACCAGAAAAGAAGAAAGUUACAGUUCCACCACCUGAAAAGAAAAAGGCCACAAAAACUGCUACGAAGAGAAAACAAAAACAAAAGGAUACUGUACCUGCACCGGUUCCUGCAUCAACAAAAGAUCUUGGCCGAUGGAAACCCCAAGAUGACUUGGCUUUGAUCACAGCAGUCCAACAGACCAAUGAUCUACCCUCAGUCCAUGUUGGUAUCAAGUUCUCCUGCAAAUUUAACUUGAAAGAAAUUCAAGAACGCUGGUAUGCACUACUCUACGAUCCUGUUAUUUCCAAAUUAGCUGUGACUGCUAUGAAACAACUGCAUCCUGAUGUUAUUGCUAACAUCCAGUCGAAAACACUUUUCAGCAAAAGCGAAGAGUCCCUCUUGGGAAAAGUCUUGUCAACUAGUCAACCUACAUUGGAGAUCUUCCAAGAUUUACUCAAUAAAUAUCCUGAUGUGUUCCACCCUUCACGGAUGGCCACUUGUUUGCAAAAUCACUGGGUCUUAAUGAAGCAGUACCAUUUAUUACCAGAUCAGUCAGUUCAACCAAUGCCACGAGGUGACCAUGUAUUAAGCUUCUCAGAUGUUGAAGAUAUGAUGGAUGAUGAAGAACUUCAGGAUCCUCGAGAUGAAGUUUUAGAACAUGAAUUAGAUAUUGCAGAUCGACGAAACAAAAGGGAAGUUAGACAUCUGGAACAGGAAUUGCCCAAAUGGCAGGUUUUGGUUGACAGUGUUACAGGUGUGAGUCCUCCUGAUUUUGAUCAUCAAACCCUGGCUGUGUUGCGUGGACGCUUAGUCCGUUACUUAAUGCGGUCAAAAGAAAUCACUCUUGGUCGAGCUACCAAAGAUAAUCAAAUUGAUGUGAACCUUUCCCUGGAAGGACCUGCUUGGAAAAUCUCACGGCUUCAAGGCAUCAUCAAACUACGACACACUGGAGACUUUUUCAUUGCCAAUGAAGGAAAACGACCAAUUUAUGUGGAUAGCCGGCCUGUCCCUACUGGCAACAAACAGAAGCUAAACCACAAUGCCGUUGUAGAAAUUUCCUGUUUACGGUUUAUAUUCUUGAUCAAUCAAGACUUGGUAAAUGCAAUUCGUGCUGAGGCACAGAAGAUGACUGGCUCUCAUGGCACGUGA